AUGUGAACUGGUUAUCUCCGCCAAUGGAGGAGCCACUGAGAAACUGGCAUCUGGGCUUCUUCAGCCGUUUAUUUCCCACUUGAAAUGUGCUAAAGAUCAGAUUUCUAAAGGGGGUUACUCCAUUACUCUUCGCCCAGUUGCUGCAGGACCCAGCCCUGCCUGGUUCACCAAGGGCACUCUUCAGAGAUUCGUGAGAUUUGUCAGCACGCCGGAGGUUCUUGAGAGAUUUGUUACUAUAGAGAAGGAAAUUGUGCAGAUCGAAAAUUCUAUGUCCACAGAUGCAGAAGGAAAUGCGACGAYUGCUGAUUGGAACUCAAAAAGAUCUAGCCCCACCACGAGGGUGAAGGGUGAUUCCGACGAAUCUAAUGACGAUGCUGCAUCUAAGGAGAAUCCCAAGAUCCACCUUCAACGUGUUCUAGAAACUCGAAAGGCAGUGCUACACAAAGAGCAAGCAAUGGCUUAUGCCCGUGCUUUAGUUGCAGGAUAUGAGCUAGAUCAUAUUGAUGAUCUUAUAUCUUUUGCUGAUGCUUUUGGAGCUUCACGUUUGAGGGAAGCAUGUAUAAACUUUAUGGACUUGUGCAAGCGAAAGAAUGAAGAUAAGCUCUGGAUAGAUGAAAUAGCAGCAAUGCAGGCAUUCUCUCAGCCAACAUUUCCAUACUCAGAAACUUCCGGUAUCAUACUAGCUGGUGAAGACAAUGAAACUAACCAGGGUAUCAUGAUAAAUACUCAAGCAUCAAGAUCUGAUUCAACUGCAAGUCAAGGAAGCUUGGACAACAAUCAAGACGGUAGUGUUCCGAAGUCGGCGCAAAUGCCAUCAGUGAAUGGGAAAGCUCAAGUGCCAAUGACAUGGCCUAAUCAUCUUCCUCAAUAUAUGCACAACUUUCAAGGUCCUUUAUAUCCUCCAUAUCAAGGAUAUCUUUUCCCCGGAAUGCAGAUGCCACCACCAUAUUACCCAGGGAAUAUGCAGUGGCAAUCAAAUGCUGAAGACUCCAGUCUUGCUUCUGAUCGAGAGCCUGACGGUCGUAGGAAUUCUAAAUCUCAUAGGAACAAGAAGAAACUUUCUCACAAGGAGGUUUCCAGAACUUCAGAACAAGAAGGAACUACCGAGUCCAGUGUUGACAGUGACUCAGAUGAGCACUCGGAGGAUGAUAAAAAGCAAUAUUUAACAGAAAAAAUACGUAAGAAAAGGAACAGCAAGAAAUCCUCAAGAACAGUCGUUAUACGCAAUAUCAAUUACAUAACCUCUAAGAGGAAUGGUGAAAAGGGCAGCCACUCGGAGGAUGAUUCAUCUGAUGAGGGUGAACUUAUUGAUGGAGAUUCCAUCAAGCAGCAGGUAGAGGAAGCUGUUGGGACAUUGGAGAGAAGACAUAAAUCAACCAAUCGACACCAAAAGAAACAAAAUGGCUUUGGCAAUGCUGAUGACUUAAAUGACUCUGCAGGACAGGAGAUUAAUCGGGUUUCGAAUGAGGGAGAAAAGAUGAGUAGCCCAUGGGAUACUUUCCAGAAUCUUCUUAUGAGAGACGAGCCAGAUAAUCACGGUGGAGAAUUGCCCUCGGUUCAGGAUCAAGACGGACAUUUUASAACCAACACUGACGGAAGAUCACUUAUAUUAGACAUGGAGUCAGAGAAACCACCAAGACAGCGUGAAGUUUCAAGCGAUUCUUUUGUCGUGACAGACAGGAAUUCAGGUAAUGAAGGGAGAACGCAUAUUGAAAAUUUUGAAGCUGGUGAUAUUGCCAACCCAAUUAAUAGAAAGAGGGACAGCACAUACGAGGAGUUAUUAUUUUCACAAAGAGGUGAGGAAGCAGGGAACAAUGGGCAUUCUGUUGCGUCCGAUUUUACCACCGAGUUUUCCAGAAUGAAAAAUCAAAGAGAAGGCGACUGGUUCGUUGGCAAUCCAACUGACAAGUUGGAUAAUCAGUAUGAAAACAUAGGCCACAGAGCUUACGACGUCGAUUUCUCUUCAUCAUUACCUCAAGAUCAUUUCCAUGCAGAGAAAAACAAGAAGGAUGUGUUGGUUGAUGAUUCUUUCAUGAUUCAUGCUCGACCAUUAGUAGAUGACCAAUCUGACUUUCUAUCCAGACGAGACAUAAGCAUGGUGUCGGAUCUUGUUGGUGAUGCCAAAAAUGAGUAUGUCCGACAAGAAACCUCACGAGAUGAUAAGCCUGGAACUUUUGGUGUCAAUGAACCAGAUGACCUUUACAUGAUCCUUGAUCGUGAUGUAGCUACAGAGCACACAGCACCAUCUUGGACUCCAGAAAUGGAUUAUGAAAAUAGUUUUUUAACUAUAGCCAAUAGUAAGCACAAUGAUAUUGUUGAAACCAAUGGUGGCGAUAUCGAGUCGCCUGGUUUGGAGAAAAGCAAUAAAAAUAAAGAAACUCCUGGCGGCAGAGUUCCAAGUAAAGAAGGAAGGUCCAAAUCGUUGGGGGGAUCUCUUGUUAAGGGCAAACCUGAUGUUCAAUCAAGAACAAGAAAACCACUUUCUGGAAGCAGAACUACAGUUCAGAAGAGCAAAUUUGAGAAGGAAGAAGAAACCAGAAAGAGAAUGGAAGAAUUGGCAAUUGAACGCCAGAAAAGAAUUGCUGAAAGAAGCACUUCUAGAAAAUUUGGUAGUGUGAGUUCCAAGCCUGGUGUAACUAAGAUAGAGAAGCCAAAAGGUCAAUCCCAAGUUCAAGAAGCCAAGAAGUCACCUAAGCCUGUACUUAGGAGUUCAACCAUAGAUCGCCUYGCUACCGCUCAUACACCUCAGAAGGUAAMCCCAACUCAAUCACCAUCAGGCCAACCGAAAAAGUUGAUCUCGAGAGCAAAUGGCGUUAGCACUCCUCCUUCAUCCGRAAAGCUCCCCAAAUCUGACAGUAAGAAACUUAUUUYGAACAAAGUAAAACCUUCCGAUUUAAAAAACGGCCACAAGACAUUGAGUAAGGCACUUUCUUCUGAUUCUUAUGGCCAGACAAAGACGGAUGGCAAGGAAGACGUAGCAGCAUUACCAGCUGAGUCGGCAGUACYGAAUGCAACUCAACCAAUCGAGGAUGGUGCCGUUGAUGAUGUGGAAGACAUUAAGGAGGUACACACUACCCAUUCAGUCGAGAAAAAUGAUGAAACUUUUAUUACUCAAGGAGUUGCCUUAGUUGACAGAAGUGGUAAUGGUAAUUCAAACAACAAGGUUUUGUCUGUGCCCACUGAAGAUAAACUUGAACAAAACCAGUUUAAGGGUGGUGAUGAUAUUGAUUUAUCUAAAGCACCUUUAGUUCUUAGUGAAGAAAAAGUCAUUUCUAAUGCUCACAAUGAAUAUACUCCUGAAAAGAUGGUCGAUUUUGCGGCGUUGGCUGAUAAAUCCCUAGGCCCUUCACCCUUGAAUACUGGAGAGAAUGUGGUAGCUGAUUACAUUGCAGCCACAUCUGAAAUUUCUGAGAUCGAAAUCUCGACUCCUCCCUCAACUAACGGGAUGGCCUCGGAAUAUACAACACACUCCAGGAAGAAAUGGAUGACUGAUGAAAACUCUCCUAAAGCGCCUAAAGGGUUUAGAAAGCUGCUCUUUUUCGGACGUAAUAGCCGAAACACAUCUGCAGAUUGAUCGAUCCACCCCUUUAUUGUCUUGUUAAUUCAAUUCUGUGCUAGCCGAUGAUUGUGUUGAGUUCUUUGUUGAGAUUGAGUUCUUCAGUAACCAUGUUGGAUGGACUGCUUAAAUUGUUUGAUUGUUAUGCAGAUAAUACGUGAGUUCAGGUGACUGAGAUGAAGCAAAUAGAUGAUCCUUGUACUUAUUAAGGCCAUGGAUGAUGCUGCCAUGUUUGGAUUUGUGUUGUAAUUUAUAUUAUUUCAUUUUUUUCUA
This is a messenger RNA of Momordica charantia (bitter melon), 3829 nucleotides long. Lineage: Eukaryota; Viridiplantae; Streptophyta; Magnoliopsida; Cucurbitales; Cucurbitaceae. The record is from RefSeq and is a predicted model, not a curated record.